Messenger RNA from Zerene cesonia (dogface butterfly), 6870 nucleotides. RefSeq lists its product as uncharacterized. The coding region runs from base 1 to 6297 and encodes 2098 amino acids. The record is from RefSeq and is a predicted model, not a curated record. The transcript has 20 exons. NCBI's taxonomy places the organism in Eukaryota, Metazoa, Arthropoda, Insecta, Lepidoptera, Pieridae.
AUGUUCUACGUAUUAAUUUUAUGGCCAGCAUUGUACGCAUCUGCUGUAUUAACAUUGACCAUAGACUCUAUUUUGGGAACGUCGAUUGAAGACUGUUUCGAACGAAUCGCCAUCGGCGAGCAGUUGCCACCUAGCUCCAUCUACCGGAAUGUCUCGGAACUAAUGACCAAGGAGUGUGAACAGAUCUGCAAGCAGGAUAAACAAUGUCAGGCCUAUGAUUAUGGUGUGGGUGCUAAGGGCAAUUCAACAUGCAACCUCAGCAAUCUAAACGAAAAGCAAAUAAAAGAUGACAAACCACUCCUGCGCAACCCCGACUACGAUGUAUACGUUAGGAGAAUCCAAUGCGAACAGUCUCCACCCACACCAAUAGACCAAGAUUUCCUUGAAAACGGACCCUUGCAUCGCCCCACAUUUAGACCAGACGAAGAUGCCAAACGUCCUUUAGCUGAUGAUUACGAAGAUGCCAGACCUGACAGACGACCGAGUUACAACGAACGACCUGAUGGCUUUGAAAAUCAAACCCCUGAUGAUAGACCUCCAAGCUACGGGGCGCAUACACCUGAAAACAUUCCGUAUAAUGAAAAACCUACCCGACCAGGUUAUGAUUCCCAUAGACGGCCUCGUCCAAACUUCCGACCAGAUUCAUAUGGGGGAGCGAGUGAAGAAACAAACGACGCGUAUGGACCUAGACCUGAAUACGUACCAGAAAAACUACAUUAUCAAUACAUAAUACGACCAAAUAGAAAACCGAAGCCUGACAGUUCAUAUAAUAUUGGUUAUAAUCAAGUCAAUACAAGACCAGACUAUGAUAGACCCUCCUACAGCUAUAACAGUCAAUACGCGAGCAAUUAUGGUGGUCAGGACAAUUCUAUUCAUGUAGAAAUAUACGAUCCUCCAAGAUAUAAACCAGUAAAGAGACCGUAUGAACAAAGUUCUGUGAGCUAUGGUCAAAGUUAUGGAUAUAAUCAAUACCAAGCAUCCUCUAACCACUAUGGUUAUGGACAAGAGAGUUAUGGUAAUAUCGAGAGGCCGGUAAGUGGUUAUGGAUUAAGUGCAGAUAGGCCUUAUCACAGCCCGAGCUCCAGUCAAUAUGGUCAAAGUCAAAGUGCAUAUGAAUCAGGAAAUAAAUAUAGUUAUGGUCAAAGUCAGCAAUACGGACAAUCAAGCCAAUACGCUGCAAGUUAUGGUACGGGAAGUCAAAGCAGUCAAAGUCAAUAUGGUCAAAAUGAACACAAAUAUGGUCAAAGUCAGAAUCAAAAUGGCUACGGAUUUUCUCAAACAUCAAACAGCAGGCCCAGUUACAGUAAACCGAGCUACGAAAAUCAAGGAUACAGCCAGAGUACAAAUAGUCAUUCUAGCCAAGAAAAUAGUUCUGCCUAUGGUCACGGAUCACAAAACAACUAUGGUUCUAACAGUUACGGCAGCAACAGUCAUUCUUACGGCCAAACUAGUAGACCUGCAUCCAGUUAUGGUCAAUCUAGCCACGAAACAACACAAAGCCAAGCAUCAUAUGGUAACCAACAAACGCAAAUUAGCCAUAACACAUACGACACACACAAACGGCCGUAUAAUAAACCUGUAUAUGACGACAACUCUUUAUUUGGCAGCCAUCUUGGAUACGGUACGCAUCAUUUAUAUGAUAUAUAUGGACAUAGGAGACCAAAUGAAGAUAGACCCUAUAAUAAUAAACCAUAUAAACCAAACUAUCAAGAAACUGCAGUUAUUGGUUACGGAGAGACUAGUUACCAAACUGAAAAACCGAAUAGUAAUUAUGGGACAAAACCUAGCGACGGUUAUAACCAACAAAAACCUGGCUAUAGUGGAAGCGGUUAUGAAGCUAAGCCAAGUUAUAGUGGGAGCAGUUAUGAAAGUAAACCAAACGAUGGUUAUAAUAAACCUGGUUAUGCAAAGCCUACCUACGGUGAAAAUGGAUAUAGCAAGCCGAACGGUUACAGCGAAACGAGUUACGAAACAAAACCCAGCAGUGGUUAUGGUCAAACACUUAAACCAGCGUACCAGGAAUCAAGCCAAAGUGGCUACGGAGGUUAUGAGCCAUCACAGAGACCUAGUAACUACGGCCAAUCAAAACCAUCAUACACAGAAGGUUACGGAUCGACUUCAAGUGGUUAUGGAUCCAGUUCCAUAUCUAGUUAUAACCAAUCUAUAGGUGAUCCGGAUAGACCGGAUGUGAGACCAGUUUACGAAUUCGAAUACGAUAAGCCGGAUGCGCCAAGUUAUAUAUCGAAACCAGAUGGAAAUAUUAUAACCACGAGGCCGGUUUCUGUCGGUGAUUAUGAAAGACCCGGGUAUGGGAGGAACCCCGAGUAUGGAAUUUCAUAUAAGGCGUGUUUUCGACGUGUGUUAGCUGGUCGGAGAGCGCUACGCAGCCACGUGAGAAGGGUAGUUGACUGCGAAAGACUAGAAGACUGCAGACGGGAAUGCGCUACGGAGAGGAGGUUUCAUUGCGAGAGCUUUAACUAUAGAUUAGACCCCACCUUCCGCGGUAAAGGCCUCUGCGAAUUAAUGACCAAACCGAUAGAAGCCUUCGACAUACGUCACGAUUUUGUAGACGAUAAGGACUAUGAUUUCUAUGAGCUCGACCGGAAUAGCUUGGAACCCAAUUGUCCAGAAACUCUCAGGGGGCCGGGGCUCUUGCAUUCUGGUUUUUUAUCAUCAAAACCAAAGGGCAGUGAGAGGGUAGAUUGGUAUGACGCUGGGUACCGUGGCUAUAAUAGACAUGACGAAAAACAGCAUUAUACUCAGCAUAAGCGAUAUGAAGACCAGUUCUAUGUGCCCUAUCAGAUUGGAGUCAGCAGAAGCGAUGAGAAAGAAACCCACAGUCACCACGCCAAUCACGAUUCACACUAUAAGAACCAAAACCACAAAUCAUACAGUCACUGGGGGCUGGAUGACACCAAAUAUUAUGGGGUGAAACAUGGCACAAAUGCUGAUUUCGAUUACCAGAGUCUAGGGAAAGGCCAUGAUUAUGGAUAUGGUUACGGAUCCUGGAAAAGGGGGAGGUGGAACUCUUCUGGUGAGAGCUGGAGUAGGUGGGACGAGAUGGGCCGGAUCGAUGAUGGUGAUGACGGGGUGAAAGACUGCUCGUCCCGGCGCAGCGCGGGCAUGUCGCUGGCGGCGGGCGCGGUGCGGCGCGCGCUCGCCGCGCGGAGCGUGCUCGACUGCGAGGCGGCGUGCUUCGCCGAGCGAGACUUCAAGUGUGUCUCCUAUAGCUACCGGUACUCCAGUCCAUCAUCAUCAGACAACUGCUUCCUCAGCGAGCGGCCGUACAAAGCACUGCAGAUGGCGAGCGACAGCGGCUCGGACGUGUACGCGAUGCCUCAGCACACGGGCUGUCACACCGUCAGCACCAAGCCUUGGGUUGAAAGCGAAUGUUUCUGGCACGUCCGCUCCGGGGCGGCGGUGUGGGGCGGCGCGGCGCGCGCGGCGCUCAGCGUGAGCGGGCUCGGCGCGUGCGAGGCGGAGUGCAUCCGGGCACACAACUUCUUCUGCAGGGGGUUCAGUUUUAGAUUCGAAGCACCAACAAUAGGUGAUGAUCUCGCGAACUGCAUCCUCACUUCAUCACCACCUACAUCACUAGAUCCGGGUGGUGUUGGAGGCGGUCUCCACGCAGCCUCCCAUGAGCUAUACGCGCGUGGUAAUUACGGAAGAGGAUGUGAACCAGCACUAUAUGAUGAUGUGCAACAUAAGGACGCACAAUGCUACUUGCAAUACGACAACUCCGCCAAGCUGACGCCGAGCGCGGUGCGCGGGCAGGCGCGGGUGCGAGACGAGCGAGCUUGCGGGAAGGCCUGCACGGAUGCGCCGUUCAGAUGCCUUAGCUUUUCCUACAACGCCAACGCACCGCCAGCUACAGACAACUGCUUACUGUCGGAGAUACGUCUGUUUGAUUUACAUCGGGGCGUGGACUACGUGCACUCUGGGGACGAUCUGUUGUUCGCGUUUGAUUUGUUCAAUGGCCAGUGUUGGCGGAAAGUGUACGGUCAGCAUGAAGUACCAACAUUGGAAAUACCACAUCCUCUGAAUCCUACUAUAGAAGAACAUUACCCUGGAAUUCGACCUGACCCACCCUCAGCGCCCGAAACAUAUAUAACGGGUCCAAGUGGUCCCGGUUACCCAUCUGGGCCAUCGUCCAAACCCAUAGAAUCCAGUUAUAAACCUAGCUACGAACCCAUACCCAGUUAUUUACCAGACAGUGGUCCAAGUGGGCCAAGUGGACCAAGUGGUCCAAAUAAACCUGACUACGAACCUAGACCCAGUUAUUUACCUGACAGUGGUCCUAUAUCUAGCCCAAGUGGUCCAACUGGACCCUAUGUACCUUCUAGUUCUUAUGGAUCUACUGGACCUGUUAGACCUGAAGCUGUAAUACCUAUUCGACCUGAUAUACAUCCUGCAAGACCUAUAGGUCCUACUGGACCUACAGAAACUGGUCCAGGUCUAAAACCAUACCCAGACUUUGAUUAUAAACCUAGUUUCAAACCAGUGCCAGAACCGUAUAAACCUAUUCGUAAACCAUACAAACCACACGAGCCUGGUUUCAGACCAGGUUAUGAAACAAAACCUGGUUAUCUGCCAGAGAAACCUGGUUACAGGCCAGUUGAAAGACCUUAUGUUAAGCCAUCGAGACCUAAUUUAGUUGGAGGCGGCGAUGAAUUAAUAUCAUCAUCAUAUCGCCAUUACACCGUGUCCGGGUUCCCUUGCCGGCGCGGUACAACGUGCGAGCAGAACCGCAUCGCGGGACACUGGGCCUGCGAGCCCGAAUUCUCUUUUAUAGGUUCAUGGGAUUAUUGCUGCGCCCCGACCCAUAGGUGCGGUUACAGUGAAGGAUUCAGAAAACCUUGGUGCUUCGUCGGCCAGUCAGACGAUCAGUGGCGGCCUUGCAGUGAGAAAUAUUAUCCGUACCACCAGCAUAAUGUGCCGCAUCCAUCGCUCGGACAUCGCGAAGCGAUUCGUCCCAGACCAGACGGGCCGCUGACAAACAAACCAACAGACAGAGUACGCCCCGGGCCAUACUUGCCGGAGGGGGAUAGGAAAUACUGGGACGACUUAUACGAAAAUGGGCCACAAGCAUAUUACGAUAAGUACGGGAAUCCCUUGCCAGGCUACACUCGCGUACCCACAGAAAGUCGUCCGCACAUAAAGUACGAGCGCAAUCCGCCUCGCCGAGGCUCUGGGAACUGGGUGCCAGUUCAGUAUGACGAUGAGCCGCAAGCUGCUGGACUUGGAGUGCCCAGGUACUGGCCGAUCGCAUAUUUACACAAAGAGCCUCCACCAAACACAACUUACUUUCGAUUCAACGAAAGCACAACAACAACAGAGCGAUACAACUUUCGUUCAACAACAAUACAACCGGACAACACACGCACAGACAGACCGACCAACGAUAUAGAAAGUAGAUCAAUAGAUGAUCACCAUAGAAACGAAAAGCGUAGAAACAUUUCACAAAUAGACGAAGACUUUGAUGUUUAUGACAAUUACAACAACACAACAACAACAACGUACAAACCAGAGAGUACAACAACAGAAACAACAAGCACGACAGAGGCGGAAUUUAAAUUAAACAGCACAGAGUUCGAAUCGGCGAAAGUUAACGAAAAUUUAGAUGAUUAUGAAGUUAUUAAAGGCAUAGAUGAUAAACUACACGAUUUUACAACAUCUCUAGAAGUAUUCGACAUAGAAGACGCGCAUUCCGGCGAGAAAUUAGCAGAUUUAAAAACAUUGGAAGCUGAAGAGAGACAAAUUGAAGCUAUCGGCAGGCUUUUAGCUUCGAAACGCGGUGGGAAACGUAUUUUGGACACACAAAAACACGAUCUAGAAGCGAAAAGCGUAGCUGUUGAUAAUGAUUUCAUGAAUUUUAACUUCAAAAACAGAUUUCCGACUGAAAGGCGCGGGAUUAUACAAAGAGUGACGAAGGAGGAGUUGCGCAAAGACGUCCUGAACGACGGAAGUCUGGAAGUUAGCGAGACGACAUUCGUUAGACCGCCUAGAAUACUAAGCACAACGGAAAACAUAAAAAAGGCGAUCGUUAACGGAAAAGUGUAUUACGACGCAACGAUAAGAGAUCGGAAGGAGUUAUUUGCGAAUACGACAAGAAAAGGAAAGAGUUUGCGUUUGGAAGAAAGAGUUCCAAUGGUAGUGGCUAAUAGUAAUGCUAAAAAGAAUAUAAGACAAAGAAAUGUGAAUCCCAUAAGAAGAGUUAAAAGAGUGUACAGAAAGAGAUAUAAUCCAGAGGAAGUGAGAAAGAGAUUGUUGGAAAGAGAAAAGAAUAAGAAGGAUUAGAUAAGUUAUUUUUAAGUUAAAAUAUUAUUGUCAGUUUGACUUAAAAUUGGUUUUGAGUUCAAUUGACGAUGACAUUCUGUUAAGGUUAGGUUUAUAUUUAUAAAAUAAUAAGGAAUUUUUAUAGUAAAAAGUUUUCAUUAAUUUUGCUUAUAUUUCCUGAGAAUUUGCAUAUUAAUUAGAGUUUAUAUUUAAACGAAGUUCCCAAAAUCGAAGAAGGUUCCAAUUUAGAAUCUGUAAUGGUAUCUCGCCCUUUGUUAGUUUGAACGCACUAAUCUUAGGAACUAAUGGUCCGAUUUGAAAAAUUCUUUCAGUAUGAGAUAGCCCAUUUAUUGAGAAAGGCUAUAGGCUAUAUAUGUACCACGGGUGAAGCCGCUAGUGUCAUAUAAAAGAGUUUUAUCUUACGUCAGUUCUUUAUACUCCUACGUCUGUUAUUUAAAAAUUUCUAAUACAUAUUAUUAGAAAAUUAUUAAAUAAAUAAAUAAUACUCGGUUUAUAAAUUAUUAAAUGAACUUAUGAGAAUUUUUUAUCUUUUCGAUAUGGUAUUUAAGGUGUAUACGUUAUAAAUUAAAUGAU